Molecule: messenger RNA, 991 nt
Organism: Nasonia vitripennis (jewel wasp)
Lineage: Eukaryota; Metazoa; Arthropoda; Insecta; Hymenoptera; Pteromalidae
Exons: 4
Coding region: 115-390 (91 amino acids)
Source: RefSeq, a predicted model, not a curated record
AUUAGUGGAACACCGGGAUUCUCACGCGUCGGAGCGAGAGUCGUCUCGGCAUUUCCGAAAAGUUCUCGCGGUUGAUAAGGUGCGCGCGCGUGCGGAGUACUUAUAAUUCUCGCGAUGUCUCGAGUGUUGUUUGUGACGGUGUUUGUAAUAGCUGCUAUCCUCCUAUGCGGCGUCGACGAUGCUGCAGGUCGGAAAUGCGUGUGCACGAGCAAAGCCUGCAGGGAGAGCGGCGCCAAGACCUGCAGGACGCGAUUCUCCUGCUACACGGAGCUGAUCGUCAGCGGCGAGCCCACCGGCGUCAAGACUACCCGAGGAUGCACUGAGAUAAAGCUGGCGACAGAAAAUUUUCACAUCUCAGUCAGUCCUCGAUCGAAUGCUGCACUCAAUUGACCGGCCUAUUUUGUGUACAUCCUCAACGUCACACUCAAGUCUCUGCAGCUCGUUAUACUCCUCUGGUCGACUUCUCGCUGCUUUAAUUUCGCCGUCGCCGCCUCUUCGUCUGGACUUCGUUUCUCCAUAUACUCUGUCUUCUUAUUCUUUCGAUUGCCGCGGACGCUUCGUUAUAUGCAGCGUCGCGAACAUUUGUAUCUGUACCACGAAGUCGUCAAUUUAUUCUUUAUUUAUGUGCAGCGCGUACGAGCUCCAGUUGGAUACGAUGUAGUUUAUAGAAGCAGCGAAAUAUGCAAAUCCAUUCGGGUGUAUACAUAUGCGCUUUCGGAGACGCGCGCAAUUUCGCGAUGUCUUAUACCCCCAAUUAGAGACUGCUGUACAGCGUUGGGUUCAAUGUUUAUCGUAUGGAGAUUGCAGUUUGGUUUUGUAAUCGCUGUGGAUAGACCUCGAGGCGUAUGCUUGGGAGCAACGCCACUGCUUUGCGAGACCAAGUCCUGGCGUUCGAACGACGAUCCAGACGACAGCUCCAAUAACUCACUGGACACCCUGCUAAAGUUGGGACGCGUAGCUGCUUGGCCGCGAUUAACCUGCUGCGACACCC